AUGUUUAUUGCGAGGUCUGGAGGACGCGCCGGAAGACGCCAGCCGUGCCCAAGACGGCUGAACGGUGGAAGAAGUCUGAGUUCAUCUUGCAUUCCUGCCUCUGGAGGCGGUCCUUACAGUCAAGCUGAUGGAGACGGGUACGACGACCUCCAUUCCACGCGAUUCGGAGGUGAAACAGAUCGUGACCAAGAACUCUCCGAUAAAUGCACCCGGCUGAAGUGCGGACUCGAAGAAAAAUGCGUGCUCGUGGAUUCUGUAUGCCCAAAACCCCCAUGUUCGACGGUAGCCAAGUGCGUCGAGAAAGGAGUGGAGACCUGCGCUACCCUGAAAUGCCCGAAGGGCACAGUGUGCGAGGAGCGCAAAUGCGUCCGACCCCCAUGCGACCUCAAGCCUAAGUGUGUCUUCGCUAAGGGCCGAGGGGAGCAGGAAGGAACCCGAGCGCCUCGCCCCGUGCGAGAGCAUUUGUGAUCACCUCGAAUGUGACCCUGCUUUCGCUUUCGACCUGUGAUUUGCCUUAGUGAUUUUAUCGAGACGAAGAUUUCUGCGGGAUCUGGAAGAGGACGCUAAUUUUAGCCCGCCUCAUUUUGAAUGGCUCACCUUUCACUAAUGGAGAUUUUACUGUCGAUGGGCGCGUCCCAGGAGUCGUGUCUAAUUAUGCCAGAUUCAUUUCCGCUUGUAGAACGAAUGCCUGUAGAAGAACGAAUGUAUUUAUUUUCAGAAAUUUUCACUAUAUUCUUGUGAUGCACUAAGAUUUCAAUAAAACAAGUUCGAGUAA
Messenger RNA from Darwinula stevensoni, 775 nucleotides. The record is from the annotation of a GenBank genome assembly. Lineage: Eukaryota; Metazoa; Arthropoda; Ostracoda; Podocopida; Darwinulidae.